Molecule: messenger RNA, 552 nt
Organism: Colletotrichum paranaense
Lineage: Eukaryota; Fungi; Ascomycota; Sordariomycetes; Glomerellales; Glomerellaceae
Exons: 3
Coding region: 1-552 (183 amino acids)
Source: RefSeq, a predicted model, not a curated record
AUGUGGCUGAGAAACAUGGUGAGCUUCUCCAGUCGCGCAGAGACCUGUAGACAUACCCUCGAGAUCCGCCUUGUACAUGUCAUCCCCGGAACUACCUUCUGCAAUUCAAGCCAAUUAAUCCACAACCAAAGCUCGAAUACAUCGAAGAUGCUUCCUACAAUCGUUCGGCGAGCGGCUGAAGCAGCUGGCUCCAAAUUCACAGUCUUCACCAACCCGUAUCGAACCAAAAAAGUCUGGCCUCCCAACUUCACGAACCUGUCCCCUCAGUCACAACUGCGAUUUGAGAAGAAGUACAAGAGACGCCUAGCAUUAGUUUAUGCGCGACCGAGAUGGAACAAGGCUGUCAAGCUUGCGCAGUUGGCAACUGUUAUUGGAUUCCUUGGCUGGACAUUUUUCUUCUCCGAGCUCGAGUUCUUUGGCAAGGAAUACAGGCCGUCAGAAGAGAUCCGAAAGCGUGUGCGCGGUCUGUUUGGCACAAUCGAGUCUGACAAGCGAUACGAACGUCGCAGAGAUGCGCCCGAAGCACCCGCUCCCAUCGAGACCCCCAAAUAG